AUGGCCAGCGUCAAUCCGGCUGCAUGCACGCCUCAGGCGGUCAUGAACCAUGUUCAGAAGCUGAGCGAUGCCGAUCCGGAUUUUCGGUUCAUGGCUCUGAACGAUCUUCUGAAUAUUCUGACUUUCUCCAAGCCCGAUUUUCUGCAGCAUGAUUACAAUGUCGCCGCCCGCACCGUUGAUAGCAUCAUCAAGACACUCGACGACCAGAAUGGCGAAGUGCAAAACCUGGCUAUCAAGUGUGUAGGACCUCUCGUCGCGAAAGUUCCCCAUAGCAUCGUCGGACCCAUGAUCGAAAAGCUAUCCUCGCUAAAGCUAAAAAACUCCGUCGACAAUGCCGUUUCAGCAUUGGCUCUACGUCAAGUCAUCAUUGCACUUCCCCGACCUCUUCCCGGAGUGCCGGCCAACCCCGACGUAAACAAUGCAUAUGCAGCCGUAAGGCGCGUGCUGAUCCCACGUCUAGUCGGCUCCAAGGCCAAGACUCGCGGCCCGUCCAACGAUCAAAUCAACUUGCCCGACAUGCCUGUCGCGCUGUUGCAGGACAGCAAAGAAAUCAGUGUCGAGGCUGUGGAUGUACUGAUUGAAGUUGUCCGUUGUUUUGGCCCUCUUCUUGACCAGGAAGAAGCGGAAUCCAUGCUUGAUGUCGUAAUGCGUCUUCUGGAAGGCGAACAUGGAGGCUCUGUUGUUAAGAAGCGAGCUGUUGUCGCCAUUUCCAUGCUAGCCGUUUACUUGUCGGAUCAGCAGCUGCAAAAGGUCGUCAACACACUCACAGAGGCACUGGCACGGCCUAACGCAACCGCUGUCUCGCGUCGUCUUUAUAUUUCUAUCCUCGGAAGUAUGGCUCGCUCGAUUCCUGCUCGUUUCGGAACGCAUCUACCCAAAACUGCCAAUUUUAUUCUAAAGGAAUUGACAGAGGAUGAGCUCGAGUCUCACAUGCGAAAGAUGAGCGAUGGAGACGACUUGUGCCUUGAAUUUAAUGAGGUUAGAGAAGCAGCGCUUGUGGCCCUCGAGGCCUUCCUAGCCUCAUGCCCUCAAGAAAUGCGUCCUUAUACAGAUAUUGUUAUAUCGUCCUGCCUCCGAUAUUUGAGCUAUGACCCAAAUUAUGCGGUCGACGAAGAUGAAGAAAUGGAAGAUGACUUGAAUGAGGAAGAUGAGGAAGACGAUGAUGAUGAGGAAUUCGACGCUGACGAUGGGUUCGAAGACGAUGACGACGACGCAAGCUGGAAAGUGCGAAGAUGCGCUGCGAAAGCCAUAUAUACUUUGGUUGCCACCCGCGGUAGUGGUGAUUUGCUGGAAAAUGGGGUUUUGUAUAACACGGCCGCACCGACUCUGGUGAAGCGUAUGGAUGAGCGUGAAGAAAACGUUCGCCUUGAGAUUAUUUCCGCCCUUUCCCUCCUUGUUCGCAAAACCGGUGAGGGGCUUCACACCGAAACCAUUACUUUGGACGAGCUUGAGCCCGAUCUUGCCGUUCAAAUGCCCAUCAGCCGCAAACGCAGACGCCAAAGCAGUGGUGGUGGUUCAAACAUAUCCAAGUCGAUGAUCGGCACUGGCCUGGUCUCUCCGAUCCUCGAAAAAGCACCAAUGCAUGGACCCCGUGCCGAACUAACGACCCUUAUACCCAGCAUUGUCAAAGUUGCGACCAAGCAGCUCAAGGGCAAGACUAUCCCGACGAAGCAAGCUGUAGUCAGCCUACUCGAUGAUCUUGUGUCCGUGUUGCGAGGCGGCCUUGCUGACCACUUUGGAACGCUCAUAAGCCUUAUUCUGGAUGUGAUCAAGCCUGCCGGCUCCAGCUCAAUUUCGUCCUCAAUCACGACAAGCGGAGGUACCGCAUCUGCCACGCCCAGCUCGCUUCGAGUCACUGCCUUGAAACUGAUCAGCGACAUUUCAAAAACUCACUCGUCAGCUGUAUUGCAGCCCUUUCUGACCCAGAUUGUUGACGGCGUGACAUCUGCUGUACACGACAGGUUCUACAAAAUCUCAAGCGAGGGCAUUCGGACCUCAGAAGAACUGGUCAAAGCCAUUACGCCACCUCGAUCGCGAGGAUCCGCAAUCAAGUACAAAGGAGAGCUCGACAAACUCUUUACUGUGAUGAUGGACAGAGCUUCAGCAAAUGACGCAGACGCAGAGGUUAGGCAACGUGCUAUCCACGGACUUGGCGUCCUAAUUUCUCGCACAUCCGCGGUCGAAAGUGAGGCGCUCUUAUCAAAAGAUAAGCGUGAGGCUGCGCUGAACGUUCUGCGCGAGCGUCUCAAGAAUGAAACCACUCGGCUUGCAUCCGUUCGUGCACUGGAUAAUGUUGCUACAUUUGCCAACACCCAAGGCCAAUUGCGAAAAAGUUGGAUCCAAGAGGUGGCUUUGGAGCUUGCAGACCAGCUUCGCAAAGCUAACCGACCGCUUCGUGGGUCCAGCAUUGCUGCGCUUAAAAACCUUGUUCUAUGUAAAGCUGCUGAGGGCCAACUCGAAGCCAGUACCGUUGAGGGAAUUGUCUCGGCGCUCAUGCCAAACGUGAGGAACGCCGACGCGCACCUUCUCGGCCCAUCUCUGCUCAUCUUGGCAGACUUGGUCCGAACUGAUGCAAACCUGGUUAUGACCGAGGAAACUGUCUCUGCUCUAUGCGAGCUUUUGAAAUCACACCUGGCAGGAAUAGUCCUCGAUCAGCUUCUUACUCUUGUUAGUGCUGUGGGCGAAAGUCGCGCCGGUGGUCCUUUGAUGACCGGUCUUUUGCAGAAUGUGAGCAUUGCAGGUGACCCGGUGGUUGUCGGAAAAGUCAUAGGAACAUUGCUUGUCACUGGUGGAGCUUCGUCUGGGGUUUCUGUCAGCAGCUUCGUUUCUGAGCUGGAGAGUAGCUCUCAAGGCGGUGACAACGCCCGCAUCUGUCUUGCACUUGCAGUCCUCGGCGAGGCGGGCAUGAGACUUGGCACAAGUUCACCAUUGCAGCCGGAGCUGUUUCUUGGCCAGUUCAGCGCUGAGCCAGACAAGGUUUCCCUGGCCGCCGCCGUUGCGCUUGGCCGCGCCGGGUCUGGGAACGUCCAGGCAUUCCUACCCACUAUUCUCAAGGAAAUCAAGAAGGGCGGAAACACACAGUAUCUAUUGAUUCAGUCGAUCAAAGAAAUUUUACAUUCUGUCUCGGAUCAAUCGGCUGACCUUAGAGACCAAGCCGUGUCCAUUUGGGAUCAAUUACUUCAGGCAUCGGAUAAUGUGGACAACAAGGUGGUUUGCGCCGAGUGCGUUGGGCGUCUGGCAACGCUAGACCCGACCAACUUCAUGCCCAAACUCCAGACACUGCUCAAGAACAAGUCGACGGGUGUUCGUGCUAUGGCUGUACAGGCAGUACGGUACACGCUCCCUGAGUGUGACGAGGCGUUUGAUGCUGUGCUGCGUAACAUGCUGAUCGAUAUGCUGCUUAUCAUGCUGCAAGAUGAAGACAUGGAGAUUCGUCGCUUGGCAAUGUCGACGCUGAACUCUGCAGCGCACAAUAAGCCCGAUUUCAUCCUGCCCCAUCUCGGCCAGCUCAUGCCCUUUGUGCUAACUGAAUCAGUCGUGAAGCCUGAGUUGGUGCGCGAAGUACAGAUGGGGCCAUUCAAGCAUACUGUAGAUGAUGGGCUAGAAGUUCGAAAGAGUGCCUAUGAAACGCUGUAUGCUCUCAUGGAGACUGCCUUUAGCCGGAUCAACAAUAUCGACUUUUACGACCGGAUUGUUGCCGGUUUGCGCGACGACAAUGAUAUUCGGCAGCUUUGUAACCUGAUGGUAACAAAACUUAUUGUCAUUGAUCCUGACGAGACUGCACGACGACUGGAUGCGAUUGCGGAAGCUUAUAAAGCCGUCUUGUCUACGAAACUAAAAGAUAAUUCUGUGAAACAAGAUAUUGAGAAGCAGGAAGAGGCGAACAAGAGCAUUCUCCGUGUCACGCUUCUCCUAGGCGAGAAGAUGAAGGCUCUUACAGGCAACGCCGGUGCUGCCACGAGCAAUGCCGGUGUGACGAGUGUUUGGACGGGUUACUGGGAGUGGGUGAACAAAGACUUUGGGAGUCAACUGAAGGGCUUGCGUGAAGAGAACAAGGAGCUCCAGACGAAAAUGGUUUGA
Beauveria bassiana ARSEF 2860 is the source of this 4080-nucleotide messenger RNA. Its product is annotated as TATA-binding protein interacting. The record is from RefSeq and is a predicted model, not a curated record. The transcript is spliced from 4 exons. Lineage: Eukaryota; Fungi; Ascomycota; Sordariomycetes; Hypocreales; Cordycipitaceae. Gene Ontology annotation, biological process: SCF complex assembly; protein ubiquitination. The coding region runs from base 1 to 4080 and encodes 1359 amino acids. Gene Ontology annotation, cellular component: nucleus.